Molecule: messenger RNA, 2972 nt
Organism: Cuculus canorus (common cuckoo)
Lineage: Eukaryota; Metazoa; Chordata; Aves; Cuculiformes; Cuculidae
Product: cystathionine beta-synthase
Exons: 17
Coding region: 217-1815 (532 amino acids)
Cellular component (GO): cytoplasm
Molecular function (GO): cystathionine beta-synthase activity; cysteine synthase activity
Source: RefSeq, a predicted model, not a curated record
GCACAUAUAAGCUCAGUGCAGGAGUACAGUGAAAGCACUCGGCUGGUAUCCUGAAGGUGCGACACCCCAACACACAGGGAACAAAUUGCAGCCCAUCUUCCCAGCUGGUGGAGAAAAUCACUGAGAAAGCACGGUGCUGACUUCAGCUAGUUCUGCUGAGCUGCUUCAAAGACCUUCUCGCCAAGUGGGUGAAACGAGCAAGUGAGCAGAAGGAGGAUGGCAGAAAUGGAGCCGAUGAAGGGGUGCCUGCUCAUGAACGGCAGUUGUGCGGGGAGUCAGAAAAGCAAAGCUGACAGCACGUGGAUUCUUCCCAACUUGCCCAGUAAGUGCACAUGGACAGCUGCAACGCCUGCCAGCAAGUCUCCACACUCCUGUAUGCCCUUGCAAGAAGAAACAAAGAUCUUGCCCAACAUCCUAAAGAAAAUUGGCUGCACCCCAAUGGUCAGAGUCAACAAGAUUGGGAAGUCCUAUGGGCUCAAGUGUGAGCUCUUGGCAAAAUGUGAGUACUUCAACGCAGGAGGCAGUGCGAAGGACCGCAUCAGCCUGAGGAUGGUGGAAGAUGCAGAGAGAGCUGGGAUUAUAAAACCAGGAGACACGCUGAUUGAACCCACUUCAGGAAACACAGGAAUCGGGCUGGCACUCGUAGCUGCAGUGAAAGGUUACCGCUGCAUCAUUGUCUUGCCGGAGAAAAUGAGCACGGAAAAGGUCGAUAUUCUGAAGGCGCUGGGUGUUGAAAUUGUGAGGACCCCAUGUGCACGCUUUGAUGCCCCAGAGUCUAACAUCCGUGUCGCCUGGAAGCUGAAAAGUGAAAUCCCAAACUCUCACAUCCUGGACCAGUACCGAAACCCAAGCAACCCCCUGGCUCAUUACGACACCACAGCUGAGGAGAUCCUGGAACAGUGUGAAGGCAAGGUCCACAUGGUGGUGAUUGGUUCUGGCACAGGAGGUACUGUCACUGGUGUCGCCAGGAAGCUGAAGGAGAAAUGUCCGGAGUGCAAGAUCAUUGGUGUAGAUCCCGAAGGCUCCAUUGUUGCUCUGCCCAGUGAGAUGAACAGGACGAACACUACAGUUGUUGAAGUGGAGGGCAUUGGGCAUGAUUUUAUUCCUACUGUCCUUGACAGAUCAGUGGUUGAUCAGUGGUAUAAAUGCAAUGACAGAGACUCAUUCCUUAUGUCUCGCAGGCUCAUCAGAGAAGAAGGAUUAUUGUGUGGCGGCAGCUCGGGCAGUGCCAUGUCUGUUGCUGUGCAGGCUGCCAAGGACCUGAAGGAAGGUCAGCGCUGUGUUGUCAUCUUGCCCGACUCCGUCAGGAACUACAUGUCCAAAUUUUUGAAUGAUAAAUGGAUGAUAAAAAACGGCUUCCUAAAUGACGUCCAGGAGAACAAGCCUUGGUGGUGGAACAUCAAGGUGCAGAAACUGAAUCUCUCAGCCCCUCUCAUUCUCCUCCCAGAAGUCAGCUGUCAAAAGGCAAUUGAGAUCCUCCAGGAGAAAGGAUACGAUCAAGCUCCUGUUGUUGCUGAAUCAGGACUUAUUUUGGGAAUGGUGACCCUCAGCAACACCCUCACCUCAGUGAUGGCUGGAAAAACACAGUUCUCAGAUCCUGUUACGAAUGUCAUCUAUGACCAGUUCUCAAAGAUUGGCCUAGAGGACAGCCUUGGGAAGCUUUCCUGCAUCCUGGAGAAUGACCAUUUUGCUAUCGUUGUACAUGAGCAAAUGCAGUUCAAUGGAAAUGGCAGUUCCUUCAUGAAGCAGACAGUGUUUGGUGUGGUCACAGCGAUGGACCUACUCGCCUUUGUCAGCAGAAAUGAGAAGAAGUAGCCCAGCAGCUUGGCUGUACCCACCUCAACUCCUCUGGCAGGGCCAGCGUCUCCCCGAGAGCCUGAAACACCUGGCUACGGGUGCUUUCUUAUCCACCUGAUAGUUUCUCAAAAUGACUAGGUGAAAAUUGUAAUGUAAUAACCAUUUGUCCACCAAAUGCCACCCAGAAUAUCACUAAAGAGAAGAUAACUAAAGAAAUUCCAUUUUUAAUAGCUGUGUUUGGCUACAUGGAGCUACCCAGGGCUGAAGAGGUAAUGCGGGGGGAGGAAUGGGAAGUAGAUGGUUACUAAUUCCCAGAUUUUAACAGUUAAUGAGGUUGGGUGUGUUUGCUAGCAGUAGCUACCUAUGCGCCGUGGGUGUUGUAGAUAUCACAGGUUGUCUGGUCUCAUCAGUGCUGGAGCCUGUCUCCACCAUGAGAAGCUCCAGCCCUCUUGAGGACUGGGGUGAAGCCAUGUCAUGGCUGCAUCCUCCUGCCCCUCUCCACCCCUCACAGGGAGGGUGGCAGGCACCCCUCAGAGACCUUCCUUCUCACCCCUGAUUCCAUUUGGAAGCCAAGGAGGCAGCUUCUUCCUCCAUUCCCCAGGGGUGAGUAGAGAGGUAGAGUCCUGGAGGAGCAAUGAGAGGAGCAGGUAAGACACAACAUCCUGGUAUGCAAAAGGUGAGGAGCUGGGCAGCAUGGGCAGGAGGGACGGGAAGAGGCAGCAGAGGGUUGUGGUGGACAGGGGGGAUGAGGUGAUGGGCAGGUGGGGAAUGAUGGCUCCUGUAGUGGCCACUGGCCUUUGAGGAAGCUGGUGGCACUGGCUGUCUCAUGCAGUAUCCUGGGAGAGGAGGCAGUGAACCAAAUCAAAUAGAAAGGAGACCUGUGAGAUCAAACUAAGCACUGUUGAAAUCUGGUUUGGGGCAGUUGUUCUCAAAAGACUCUAAGAGCUUUGCAUUCUUUCCAUAUGUCUUGAGAACUGCUCCAAGGGGACAAUAACCAGUUCUGGUUUUGGCUUGCUGCUAAGUGGCUGUUCCAUACUUUCAAUCUAAUCUAGUUUGUAAAAGACUUUUAUUAAAUAAUAGAAUGCUGAAGUAUUUAUAUUUAGGAAGAAUAUUUCUGCUGUCUUUUGUUUCCUGAGUGACACAAGCUAUAUCAGAUCUUCCUCGAGUUUUGCUUG